AAACCCAAUGAUGCCCUUCAUUCCCCUUCAGUGACUGUCCAGUGCACCAGAGAUGGCCAGGUUGUGGUUGUGGUGUCCAGGAAUGCUACCAAACCCCAGCUGAGUCUGGAUUCGGUCAGUAUGCUUGGGGGUAGAAGUCCACCAUGCAACCCUGUCCGCACCUCCUCUGCCUUCACAAUGUUCAAAUUCCCAGUCAGUGCCUGUGGCACCACUAUGAAGCGUGACGGCUCUGAUGUGGUGUAUGAAAAUCUCAUGUCUGCCUCUAUUGAUGUGAGGACUGGGCCCGGGGGCUCCAUCACAAGGGACAGCACUUACACGCUGCUGUUGCAGUGCCGCUAUGCAGGGAACAAAUCUGUUCCUCUGCAGGCUGUGGUCUAUACCAUUGCUCCUCCCCCUCCAGUAGUGGCACAAGGACCUCUCCGUGUGGAACUCCGAAUUGCGAGAGAACAAUCUUACGGCUCCUACUACACCUCUCUUGACUACCCCAUCACUUAUGCCCUCCGGGAGCCUGUGUAUGUUGAGGUUCGCAUCUUGGAGAGGACGGACACCAACAUUGUCCUGACUCUGGAUGACUGCUGGGCUACUUCCACCCCCAGCCCUCUUGGCAAGCCCCAGUGGAACCUUCUGGUUGAUGGGUGCCCAUACAGAGAUGACAACUACCUGACCAGUUUGGUUCCUGUUGAUGCUGCCACCUCCAGACUACCGAACCCCACGCACUACAAGCGGUUCGUGCUCAAGAUGUUCACCUUUGUGAAUCCUCUCUCGCGACGGGCCUUGAAGGAAAUGGUGUACGUACACUGUAGUGCAGCUGUGUGCUAUCCUUCUGCUUUGGGGUCCUGUGAUGCCAACUGCCCUAAACCAAGGACCCUCAGGGACUCGCCCCUGCAAAUGAUGAGAGAGGAAGCUGCUCCUUCAAAGCAGACUGCAGUGGCUUCCAGUGGAGCCGUGAUCCUGACUGCCCCAGAUGCCCGUGCUUUAGAGAGCUGGGAUUUUGAAAGCGACAUUUCCCAGCCCCUCGGUUAUGGUUUGAUGGGAGUUGCAGCUUCUGUUGUGCUUGUGGUUUUUGUCCUGGUGCCGGUAGCUCUAUGGAGAUGGAGACCUCGGGCGGAAGAAACAAAACUGUAAAUGGAGCUUAUUGUAUUAAAUAAAAACAUAACAGGUCCUUGUCUGCUCCUCUCUUUUUUGAAGUGUUGUCCCUCUCUGGGGUAUGCAGAUUAAAGUUUUGCCUUUACAGAUAUUACAUUUUGGGUGUGUUGAAAUAUUAUUGCAUACCAGUGGGAAUAUGUGACUUCAGUCUGUUUAAUCUAAAGUCACUCCCAAAAAUCUAUUUUCAAAAAUCUAUCAAGAUAAAUAUUUCAACUCUCGAUCCCGUUUUAGGUGGGAGCUAUAUAAGGGAAGGGGGACCUCUUUAAUUUUAUUUUUUGGAAGUAUCUAUCAGCGCAGGUACUGUCUUGUAGGGCUGUUUUUUUGGGGGGAGGAAAGAGAGAGAAACCACGAGUUUUACACGUCUACCCUGCGUUUGUUUAAAGUCUUUGCAAAGCUCAGGAGCGAAUUCUCCACAUCUUGACUGGUGUGAGUGUUCCGUUAGGUCGAGCACGUUACCAACAAAACCAAAACGUUAUUGAAUAACACGUUGAAACGACACGCUCGUCUACAUGCCGAAACAAAGGCAACCCACGACCUUAAUACGACAGAAUAGAAACACAAAUACCGCUGGUAAAGUAGUUUACACAAGAUCACUACAGCACUGAGGGCAAUGCAUUUCAAGCCUAAAUCCCCUUCAAUGCAACCCUCACGCAAGUUUUUAUACGCAUCUCCUGUCUUCUUCAAUGGACUGCCACCGUGUAAAUGUUGCGUAAAGCUUGGUGAAUACACCUUGCUACUUUACGUUGUUAGCGGAUCGCUACAUCAUGGUGGAAAGCUGUCCGUGCAGCGCUCGCGGUUAUUAAUAGAAAAGAAAGUAUACUUUUUAUCUGUAUAUAUUUAAGGACUGACAGGUGUUUCUUAAUAUAUGCUACAAAACAAUGCAUUACAAUAUAUCGUGGCAAAUAAGGCAGGGACUGUGUUUUUUCGCGGAGGGGUAGGAGUGGUCUGCGGAAGCGCACGCAGUAUAUCAAAGUGUCCCUGCGGAAGAGGAGUCUCUUUAUUGUGCAGAGGACAGGGGCAGGGGCUCCGUCUGUUAAAAUGUUUAACAAAACAAAAACAAAGGCAGGAACUGUGAAUGUUAGAUUUGCAAGGUAGCGAGCCGACCCUUAAAGGCGGACCGGCAUUAUAAUAAACUGUGUUAUUUAUUCCCAGCCGUGUUAUUGAAAUGAGGCGCUGGAAGAGACAGCUUGACUCGCCUGUGAUGAACAGAAACCGAGGACAGCUUCUCAAGAGCAGGGUAUCCAUAGCAGGACUGUCCGUCUGAAGACUGCUGGGCUUUUGUUGUCGCAGGUGAAAUCCAAUCUUGACAGCCACCACGUUACGUGAAGAGAGACCUGUCUGUAACGUCCUGUCCAUUCGACCGAGAACGGGAGUAUAUAUGCAAUUGUGACGUCAGUCCUGUAAUCGCACGGUUUUCUAUUGUUGCGAUUAAGCUGUGAGCGUUCUAAUAUUAUUAUUAUUAAUAAUAAUAAUCCCGAGACGAGCAUGCUCAAGGUGCGAUGUUCCACAGACAGUGGCUUUGCUGGAGUGAUUCUGAAUAUGCGCUUUUGUAUUUUUGUUAGCCGGUCAGAAAU
Messenger RNA from Polyodon spathula (Mississippi paddlefish), 2720 nucleotides. Its product is annotated as zona pellucida sperm-binding protein 4-like. The annotation marks the transcript as partial. Gene Ontology annotation, molecular function: acrosin binding; structural constituent of egg coat. The record is from RefSeq and is a predicted model, not a curated record. Lineage: Eukaryota; Metazoa; Chordata; Actinopteri; Acipenseriformes; Polyodontidae. Gene Ontology annotation, cellular component: egg coat. Gene Ontology annotation, biological process: prevention of polyspermy; binding of sperm to zona pellucida. The transcript has 8 exons.